Messenger RNA from Blastocystis hominis, 414 nucleotides. RefSeq lists its product as hypothetical. The record is from RefSeq and is a predicted model, not a curated record. The transcript is spliced from 3 exons. Gene Ontology annotation, molecular function: nucleic acid binding. Bases 1 to 414 code for a protein of 137 amino acids. NCBI's taxonomy places the organism in Eukaryota, Bigyra, Opalinata, Blastocystidae.
AUGAACACAGAGAAGGAGAAGGAGUGGUUGUUUAUCACCGUAGCGAAACCUUUACGUUGGACAAAGAAGAACAUCCGAAUGGCGAAGAGAGAGGGAAAGAAACAAUCGAAGCAAGCUUCCCCGACUGAGCUACCGCUUGUAAGGAGUCGAUCUCCCUCCAAAUCUUCUGGCAUGCAAAAGACUCUGAUGGAGGGACUAUCCACUCCGAUUAGUAGCGAGAAUAAGGGAAAUCAAAUGCUAAAGAAACUGGGCUGGGAAGGAGGAAGCUUGGGACAGCAAGGGCAUGGCAUUGUGGAGCCGAUAGGAAUUCAUAUUAAGCGCGAUAACAAGGGAAUUGGCGCCACAACAGGAAAAGGAAAUACAUCGGACAGCAACAUGUGCUUUGUCCGUUCUUCUACCAAUUCUUCGAUGUAA